Messenger RNA from Callorhinchus milii (elephant shark), 421 nucleotides. RefSeq names its product NOTCH regulated ankyrin repeat protein a (gene nrarpa). Lineage: Eukaryota; Metazoa; Chordata; Chondrichthyes; Chimaeriformes; Callorhinchidae. Bases 55 to 393 code for a protein of 112 amino acids. Gene Ontology annotation, molecular function: protein binding; enzyme inhibitor activity; phosphatase regulator activity. The record is from RefSeq and is a predicted model, not a curated record. Gene Ontology annotation, cellular component: cytoplasm. The transcript has a single exon.
GUGUGUGUGUGUGUGUCUCUCUCUCUCUCUCAGUGAGUGAGUGGGUGAGUGAAGAUGAGUCAGACGGAGCUGUCCACUUGCUCGGCUCCUCAGAGGGUCUUCCAGGAGGCGGUGAAGAAGGGGAAUACAAAGGAACUCCACUCGUUGCUGCAGAGUAUGACGAACUGCGAGUUUAACGUGAACUCGUUCGGGCCCGAGGGCCAGACUGCACUGCACCAGUCGGUGAUCGACGGGAACCUGGAGCUGGUGAAGCUGUUGGUGAAGUUCGGGGCAGACAUCAGACUGGCGAACCGGGACGGCUGGAGCGCCCUCCACAUCGCAGCCUUCGGGGGCCAUCAGGACAUCGUUCUGUAUCUCAUCACAAAAGCCAAGUACAGCUCCAGCGGUCGGUAAUGCUCCCACACAUCCCCCCCCCCCCCAC